This is a messenger RNA of Meloidogyne enterolobii, 162 nucleotides long. NCBI's taxonomy places the organism in Eukaryota, Metazoa, Nematoda, Chromadorea, Rhabditida, Meloidogynidae. The record is from the annotation of a GenBank genome assembly.
GGAAGGCUGGAAGUGACCAACUCAUUCGAGAAUUCAAUGUGGCUGUCUGUCCAAAAGAGCAACCAACUCCAUAUCCUCGUGCCUAUUCUCAAUUUGAGAAACGUCAAUUGCGUCAUUUCUUCAUCUACUACCAGCUGUCGAGUCAAUCGUUUAAGGACGUGA